AUGGCGGCGACAGAUGCAACUGGCCAUUCAGGUGAGCACAAGGCGAAGCCCCCAUCUUCAAUGACACAAAUUCCAUCAUCAUCAAAAUCUAUUGAGCAGGACGCUUUAUCUGUUGUCCUUGUGACAGCGGGCUACGACCACACAAUCCGGUUUUGGGAGGCUUGGUCUGGCCUGUGCUCACAGACCAUUCAGUAUUCUGAUUCACAGGUGAACCGUCUCGCUAUCUCUCCUAACAAGCGCAUCGUAGCUGUAGCUGGCAAUGGUACUGUGCGGCUCUAUGAAUGCAGCCCAGCUGCGGCUAUGAUGUCUCAUUCUGAUACACCCAGCCGCGGAGCCAGCGUGUCACCGAUCAGUAGCUUUGAUGGUCAUUACGGUAAUGUGACAUCCAUUGCAUGGCACUGUGAUGGAAAGUGGCUUGUCAGUGGUGGUGAGGAUGGAACGAUCAAGAUCUGGGAUACACGCACUUCACGGCCGCAGCGUGUGUAUGACCACAAGUCGCCGGUGAAUGAUGUUGUCAUCCAUCCGAAUCAAGGAGAGUUGGCUUCGUGUGAUCAGAGUGGUAGCGUGAAGAUUUGGGAUUUGGGCGAGAAUAAAUGCAGUCAUGAGCUAAUCCCGGAAGAAGACGUGCCCAUGCGGUCCGUUUCGAUUGCUUCCGAUGGCUCUUGUCUCGUGGCAGCCAACAACAAAGGUCGUGUGUAUGUAUGGAAGAUGCGAAGCGGCGUAGCAGAAGAUGAUCAACAUGAGCAUACGGAGCUGGAGCCAGUGACAAAAUUUCAAGCCCAUGAUACCUAUAUUACUCGAUGCGCCCUUAGUCCUGACGCGCGAUACCUGGCCACAUGCUCUGCCGACACCACAGUCAAACUUUGGUCAACGUCACAGUACCGAUUCGCGCUCAACAAGGUAUUACAAGGGCAUCAAAGAUGGGUUUGGGAUGUGUCUUUUAGCGCUGAUAGCGCAUAUCUUGUAUCGGCAUCAUCCGACCAUGUAGCCCGCUUGUGGGAAUUGUCGAGCGGCAAGACCAUGCGGCAGUACAACGGUCAUCAUCGUGCAGCAGUGUGUGUUGCACUGAACGACACGAGCUUGGAACCGUAA
Molecule: messenger RNA, 1092 nt
Organism: Malassezia restricta
Lineage: Eukaryota; Fungi; Basidiomycota; Malasseziomycetes; Malasseziales; Malasseziaceae
Product: target of rapamycin complex subunit LST8
Exons: 1
Coding region: 1-1092 (363 amino acids)
Biological process (GO): regulation of actin cytoskeleton organization; TOR signaling
Cellular component (GO): TORC1 complex; TORC2 complex
Molecular function (GO): protein binding
Source: RefSeq, a predicted model, not a curated record